AGCACACAGCGGUUUCAUUUUGAUGCCCAUCACCCGAAUGGCUCCGGUCCGGGACCGUACCACGUACAACGGGAUAGGUCUAGGCCUCGAGCUGGUCCCUGAAGCGAUCUAAUUGCAAGCAUCAUCCCGUAGGGCAAAGAAUAUUUCUCGCGCGACAGCGAGCGCGCAUAAGUAUUUGCUGCCGCGGGAAGGGAUAGGGAGAGGAAAGAAGCUCGGCGGACACGGCGAUGGCGGUCUCUCCAAACCCUGAAAUCGACACGGACGGGGAAGAGAGCUCCAGCGAUGGAGACGUAAACCCUAGCAGCAAUAUUAGCAGACCUCUCGACGGGGGAAGGAAGAGCCCUAAUACAAACAACCCUACAACUCCUCCUCUCAUCUGCCUCAUUAGGUUCGCGGGAGAUUCCGCUGCUGGGGCUUUCUUGGGCUCCAUCUUUGGUUUCGGUUCAGGCUUGUUUAAGAAGAAAGGAUUUAAGGGAUCUUUUGCAGAUGCAGGGUCUUCUGCAAAGACAUUUGCUGUUUUGUCUGGAGUUCACAGUCUUGUGGUCUGCUUCUUGAAGAGACUGCGAGGGAAGGAUGAUGUUAUCAAUGCAGGUGUAGCAGGUUGUUGCACUGGUCUUGCUUUGAGCUUCCCAGGUGCACCACAAGCUCUACUUCAGAGUUGCCUCACUUUUGGAGCGUUCUCAUGCAUCAUUGAAGGCCUCAAUAAGCAGCAACCUGCACUGGCUUUCCCUUUCCUGCAGGUAAUGGGAGCAUCGGAGGGCCACAAGAUGUUCUUCCUCCCUUCACGCUCCCUCUCCCUCGUGACAUCAUGGAGGGCUUUUCAUGCUUUUGCAAAUCCUUACCAAAGUCUAAAAGAGCAUCUCACGAGUGACUAGCGACAGCAAAUUUAGUAAACUACCACUUCCAAAUUGGCUCUUUUUGGUGAAUUCCUGUAUCUAAAUUUAGAGAUUUUGUUUUUCUUUUGGUUGCAAUAGUUCAUGAGAUUGACUUGUAUCCUGUUUUAUUGCAACAUGGUUGGUUCGUUCAUUCUGUUUUUCCAUUGCCAA
Molecule: messenger RNA, 1046 nt
Organism: Elaeis guineensis (African oil palm)
Lineage: Eukaryota; Viridiplantae; Streptophyta; Magnoliopsida; Arecales; Arecaceae
Product: chloroplastic import inner membrane translocase subunit TIM22-2
Biological process (GO): protein insertion into mitochondrial inner membrane; protein targeting to chloroplast
Cellular component (GO): chloroplast envelope; TIM22 mitochondrial import inner membrane insertion complex
Molecular function (GO): transmembrane protein transporter activity
Source: RefSeq, a predicted model, not a curated record